Messenger RNA from Charadrius vociferus (killdeer), 5031 nucleotides. It is a transcript of the gene MTCL1, whose product is annotated as microtubule crosslinking factor 1. Gene Ontology annotation, cellular component: microtubule bundle; lateral plasma membrane; spindle pole. Gene Ontology annotation, molecular function: microtubule binding. Gene Ontology annotation, biological process: microtubule bundle formation; establishment or maintenance of epithelial cell apical/basal polarity; regulation of autophagy. NCBI's taxonomy places the organism in Eukaryota, Metazoa, Chordata, Aves, Charadriiformes, Charadriidae. The record is from RefSeq and is a predicted model, not a curated record.
CUGGAUGAACUUCGGGCUGAAAUGGAAGAAAUGCGUGACAGCUAUUUAGAGGAAGAUGUUUACCAGCUGCAGGAGCUCCGGCGAGAGCUGGACCGGGCAAACAAGAAUUGCCGCAUUCUGCAAUAUCGUCUCAGGAAAGCCGAACAGAAAAGCUUGAAAGUUGCACAAACAGGCCAUGUGGAUGGAGAGCUCAUUAGGAGCCUGGAACAAGAUUUAAAGGUAGCCAAAGAUGUUUCUGUCAGACUGCACCACGAGCUGGAAAGCGUGGAGGAGAAGCGUGUUAAAGCAGAAGAUGAAAAUGAAAUCCUUCGGCAGCAAAUUAUUGAGGUGGAAGUAUCCAAGCAGACACUGCAAAAUGAGCUGGACAAGUUAAAAGAGAGUUCCCUGAAGAGAAGAGGCAGCAGAGAAAUGCACAAAGAAAAAAAGGCAUUUACCCAGAAUUGCAAAACGGAGCUUCUUGGAAAAUACCAGGCACCAGGAAAAACACAAAGAAAAGUGGUUCUCCAGCGCAAGGAGGACAGCGCUGAUUUGAAGUGCCAGCUCCAGUUUGCCAAAGAGGAGGCAGCACUGAUGCGUAAGAAGAUGGCCAAACUAGGGAGGGAGAAGGAUGAAUUGGAGCAGGAGCUUCAGAAGUAUAAGUCCAUCUAUGGAGACGUGGACAGUCCCCUUCCUACGGGGGAGGCAGGGGGCCCACCCAGCACCAGGGAGGCUGAGCUGAAGCUUCGUUUGAAGCUGGUGGAGGAGGAAGCGAACAUACUGGGCAGAAAAAUAGUGGAACUGGAGGUGGAAAACAGGGGGAUUAAAGCUGAGAUGGAGGAUAUGAGGUGCCAGUAUGAAAAAGAGUGUCUCAGCAGGGACCACAUUUCAAGCAUUCCUACCUCGCCCUAUGGCGACUCUGUGGAGUCAGCCACGGAGCUGCGCCGGCACCUGCAGUUUGUGGAAGAGGAAGCAGAACUGCUGAGGCGGUCAAUCUCCGAAAUCGAGGAUCACAACAAGCAGUUAACAAACGAGCUGAAUAAAUUCAAGUUUGAGCCAGGACAGGAGCCAAGCUGGUUGGAUGACGCAGCAUCCAAGUGCGGUGGCGCCUUGCAGGAGGAACUGAAGUCGGCCAGGUGUCAAAUCAACGAGCUGAGUGGGAAAGUGAUGAAGCUCCAGUAUGAGAACAGGGUCCUGAUGUCCAAUGUACAGCGUUACGACCUUGCCUCUCACCUGGGCCUGCGCACUUCCAGCCCCAGGGACAGUGAUGCUGACAGCGAUGCCGGGAAGAAGGAGAGUGACAGUGAAGAGGGUCGCCCACCCCAGCCAAAGAGAGAAGGUCCCAUUGGGGGCGAGAGUGACUCUGAAGAAGUUUACGAGAAGACGUCGGGUUUUGGGAGCGGGAAGCCAUCCGAAGUCAGUGACCUGUGCUCCACUGAGCUCAUGAGGGUGAAAGAGGACACCGAGUCUUUAAUUAACAUCAAACGCGAGGCUGAGCGGCUUGAAAGGACCGUGGACCGCCUUAUCACUGAUACGGACAGCUUGAUUUAUGAUGCGAAGGUGCAUGUAACCAGCAGCCCAUCCACUGAGCAGGAUUUCAAAGGUGGUGAGGAAAGGGGAGAAGAUAAGCACCAACCGGAGCUUCUGGACACCAUCAACUCCAGGAUGAAAGCUUUCCGGAAGGAGCUGCAGACCUUCCUAGAGAAGGUUGAUCACAUUGGGGAAGGCCUUAAAGAGCAGAUGGAGGACCUCUCCCCUCUUCCGCAUCUCACAGAGUCUUCCAGUUUUCUGUCCACAAUGACGUCCAUGUCUCGAGACUCUCCCAUUGGUAACUUGGGGAAGGAGUUAAUCACCGACUUCCAGUCCAAACUGAGGGAUCAGAUGGAGUGGCAGCUCAAACAAGAUCGUGGAGAGGAGCGAGAGAUUCACCACCAGCGAGCCACCACCGACCCACACCGCAGAGCUGAUGGAGACAUUAAACUCUACAGGCCAGGAGACAAGGGCUGUUUCAGUCUAGAGAAUGUAUCGAUACAGGAGCUUCAGGCUCAGCUUGAGCAGGAGACGAGACUUCACCGAGAGGAGCAAGAAAAGUUUGCAGAAAGGAUCAUCCAGCUGGAGGAGGAGCAUAUGCAGACCCUGCGGAGGAAAGACUUGGAAGUGCAGAGCUUGACUUUGCAGAACAAACUAGAAGAGAAGACCUGGAGCCAGGAGAAAAGUCUGCUGCAGCAAGAACUCAGGCAUUUCAAGCAGGACACCUUUCUCCUGUAUGUCAAACUGAAGUGGCUGCUGAAACAUUGGCGGCAAGGCAAGCGAAUGGAAGAGGAAGGGGAAGACAUGUUAGAGGUUGAGCACCCUGAAGCUCUCCCGGACUUUGGCAUUCAGUCUGAGCAGAAGGUGGAUGAUGCAGAACGAGAGGAGGAGGAAGAGGAUGUUGUGUUUGCACUAACAGAUUUUUCCCAGCGUCCCACCACGGAGAGCACUGAUCAUGGACCACAACUGCAGACUGCAGAACUACUGCAGCAGCAGAAGCAGGCAAGUGAAAAUCGGAAGCUCCUGAAUGCUCUGAAGGGUUUGCUGGAUGACUUCCGCUCGGAGCUGCGGGACGAGGAGCGUGAGCGCCAGGGGCUGCAGCAGCAGUACGCCCUGCACAAGGCAGCCUGGGAGGUGGAAAUGACUGAACUGAAGUGUCACCUCGAACAGCUGGAAGGGAAGAGUGAGAACACCUCAGGAGAAACAGGCCUCAUAGCUGAGAAGGGAGCUUUUAAAAGAGAAAGAGAGGAGCACAAGAAGCUUCUGGCUGAGAGUCAUGGUGUAGUGAUGGACCUCCGCUGGCAAAUCCAGCACAGUGAGAAGAACUGGAACCGGGAAAAGGUGGAGCUCCUGGACAGGCUUGACAGAGACCGGCGAGAAUGGGAGCGUCAAAAGAAGGAGCUGCUCAGGCGGAUAGAGCAGCUUCAGAAGGAAGUGAGCCCGCGAAGAGGAGGUGGUUUUCUGUGUGACCAGAAGGAGAGUAACCUUCGUCCAUUUACGACCCAGGGGAACCUUCACGUGCCUCGUCCGAUGGGGUCAAGAUCCUACUCUGAUUCAGAUGCCAUUCAGUUUGAUGAUCGGUCACUGUCUAAGCUGAAAGAGAGCGAUCGGUGCAGCGCCACGGAAAACCUCUUUCUGGAGUCACUGUCUCUUGAUUCCCCUGAUGAGUCUGAUGAGCACCGGUCUCGGCAGACGGAGCGGGAGAAAUUCUUGACGGGAUUAACAGAAGAGGAAGAAACACACAAAGGAAAUCUUCAAAGGGCAAUGUCUGUUUCUUCCAUGUCAGAAUUCCAGCGCCUGAUGGAUAUUUCUCCAUUUCUACCAGAAAAAAACUUGCCUUUAUCCAGCAGCAAAGACGACAUAACCCCUCCCCUGUCUCCUGAUGAUCUGAAAUACAUCGAGGAGUUCAACAAAAAUUGGGAUUACAGUACCACUAGGAACCAUGGUGGGGCCACCGAGAAGCCUGCAGAAGGCUGGGCAGAAAGGACAGAAAUUGGGAAAGCUGGGAAUGAUCCUGCUUCAGAUCCCUUCCAGGCAUCAUCAUGGUACCUCACCACCAGUGUCACUAUGACAACUAACACCAUGACCAGCCCGGAGCACUGCCAGAAGCAGCCAACGAGGAGUCACGGAGUAACUGAAAAAAUGGGAGUUCGGGUCUUUCACAGCCCACCGGUUGUCCGUAGGUUUGAUAACUCAGUGAUAGCUGGCAGCGAAGGGAAAAACCAGGUUGAGCCAGACUUCCUAUUUUCUGUGACCAAAGCUAUGGGGAAUGUUGCUGAGACAAAAGGUGCUUCCUCGGAUAUGUUUGGAAGAUGGUCUUGUGACCUGGCCAAACAUCAUAAGGAUUUUCUGGACAGUGGUCUUCAUCCCAUUGAGCGUCCUAUUUGCACUACUGUGGGCUUUGCCUCACCCUUGCACAGCUUGGAGAUGUCCAAAAAUAUGAGUGAUGAUAUGAAGGAGGUUGCUUUCUCUGUCCGAAACGCAAUACGCUCUAAUUCAACAGAGCCUCAGUUUAAGGACACCGCAUGUCAAACCAAUGGUAUGAGAACAACGGGGACGCAGACCACCCAGACGAUCAGUGUUGGCUUGCAGACGGAAACCCUGCGCAAUAUCACCAGCAGUCCACACAAGUGUCUGACACCAAAGGGGGGGUCCACGCCUGUCUCUUCACCAUCCAGAAGCCUAAGAAGCAGGCAAGUGACCCCCGUCAUCGAAAAGGUCCAGGCUAAGUUUGAACGCACAUGCUGCUCCCCCAAAUAUGGCUCUCCAAAGUUGCAAAGAAAAAUCCUUCCCAAAUCAGACCAGCCAAAUAACCGGACUUUGCCUGGCACACCUCAGAAAGGAUUCAGUGAGUCUGCUUGGGCUAGAUCAACUACUACAAGGGAGAGUCCUGUCCACACUACCAUCAAUGAUGGCCUCUCCAGUUUGUUCAACAUUAUUGACCAUAGCCCCAUCUUUCAUGAGACCUUCCAAAAAUGCCCCAGGUCUAGCAGCCGGUCCAGGUCAGCAGAACCCAGAGCAGAACUGGGUCCACUGCAGGAGCCGUGUACAAAUGCCCGUGGCAGAUCACCCAGUCCUCUCCGGUUGGGGACAGAGUCGCAAAAGGAAGAAGGGACUGAGGUGACAAGUAUCAGGCAGGACUUAUCUGCUCCUCCAGGGUACACACUUACAGAAAAUGCUGCCAGGAUCUUGAAUAAGAAACUUUUGGAGCAUGCCUUAAAGGAAGAGAGAAGGCUACCUUCACACAGCCCACCAAAUCUUAGCAAUGACAACAGCACAGGAGAAAUUGUCAAAGUAGAUCCAGGGUCCAUAGAGGAACUACCUUGUUCUGCACUAGCCCCAUCCCUCCAACCCUGCUUCUCCCGGCCAGAGAGACCAGCGAACCGGCGCCCACCGUCACGAUGGGCUUCACAUUCCCCUACUGCCUCACAGUCGCAGUCCACCGGAGACCUGACUUCCUCAGAGGAGAGCAGCAGCAAGGAGCCGCCGGCAGAGACCCCCAGCCAGGGAAGCGAGCCGGCCUGA